Molecule: messenger RNA, 1790 nt
Organism: Carassius carassius (crucian carp)
Lineage: Eukaryota; Metazoa; Chordata; Actinopteri; Cypriniformes; Cyprinidae
Product: gastrula zinc finger protein XlCGF8.2DB-like
Exons: 2
Coding region: 538-1614 (358 amino acids)
Biological process (GO): regulation of transcription by RNA polymerase II
Cellular component (GO): nucleus
Molecular function (GO): DNA-binding transcription activator activity, RNA polymerase II-specific; RNA polymerase II cis-regulatory region sequence-specific DNA binding
Source: RefSeq, a predicted model, not a curated record
GAGUUUACAUCGAUGCAGCCAGAUGAAGAACUAAAAAAAAUGUCUCAAAUAUUGAUGAAUUAAACAUUGCAAUACUUUAUCUACCAUUGAUAAACGUUGUUAAUAUUUUAGCCUAAAAACUGGAUUUAUCUAAACAUGAUAAUAUUUUCUGCUUUAAUUUUUACACUUUACUAAAAGCUUAUUUCAGCCAUGAAAUUCUGUUUGUUCAUGAAAAACAAGGGACUAUAACUGUAUUCCAGAUGUCUUUCAUAUGAGACGCUUCUUUGAUGCCUUCAAUAUACAGAAUGGUUGGCAGCCCUAAUCUAAUACCAAAUGUAAAACAUAAAUGCUGUUUGUUUCUUGUAUUUUGUUUGUGUCUUAUCAGUUGAUUUAAGAUCAUUAACUAUCACUCUGGCUGACUCACAGUGCAGUAACUAGGGAGCUGAUUGAGAUGCACUUGAAUAUUUAUUUAUUUUUCUGUUUUAUUUUCAUCUUAAACAAGACAAAGUGUCCAGUUGCUGGUGAAGGGACUGAGAUCCACCUGACACGAUUAUAAAAAUGGCUUUUAUUAAAGAGGAGAGUGAAGAUGUGAAGAUUGAAGAAACAUUCAGAGUUAAAGAAGAAGAAGAUACUGAGGAACAAACAGAUUUGAUUGCAAUUAAAGAGGAGAGUCAAGAUCUGAAUGAAAUGGAAAAAGAUCUGCAUGAAAAACACCACAGUUUCAUAACUGGAGAAAAAUCUUUUUGUUUUUCACAGUCUGAAAAUACUUCCUCACAAAAAAGAGCUCAGAAGUCUAGAUCUAGAACCUGCCAACAAUGUGGAAAGAGUCUGAACAAAAAAGACAGCAUUAAAGCUCAUAUGAGAAUUCACACCGGAGAGAAGCCUUACUCCUGCCAACAGUGUGGAAAGAGUUUCCCGCGAAAAGAAAGUCUUAGGAUUCACAUGAGAAUUCACACUGGAGAGAAGCCUUACUCCUGCCAACAGUGUGGAAAGAGUUUCCCACGAAACGAAAGUCUUAGGCUUCACAUGAGAAUUCACACUGGAGAGAAGCCUUACACAUGCCAACAGUGUGAAAAGAGUUUCCCGCGAAAAGAAAGUCUUAGGAUUCACAUGAGAAUUCACACUGGAGAGAAGCCUUACACCUGCCAACAAUGUGGAAAGAGUUUCCCACAAAAAGAAAGCAUUAGGAUUCACAUGAAAAUUCACACUGGAGAGAAGCCUUACACCUGCCAACAGUGUGGAAAGAGUUUCUUACGAAAAGAAGGUCUAACGAUUCAUAUGAGAAUUCACACUGGAGAGAAGCCAUUUGUGUGCGGUCAGUGUGGAAAAAGUUUCCCUCAUAAAGCAACUUUGCAUUCUCACAUAAGGCUUCACACUGGAGAGAAGCCUUACAGCUGCCCACUGUGUGGAAAAACUGUGAACCACAAAGGACAUCUUAGAGCUCACAUGAGAGUUCACACUGGAGAGAAGCCUUUCACAUGUGAUCAGUGUGGAAAAUGUUUUGUAUGUAAGGAAGGCCUAACUAGGCACAUGGAGAUUCAUUCAAGAGAGAGCAGUUUUAUAUGCCCUCAGUGUGGAAGUACAUUCACAGACAGGAAACACUUUAAGCGCCACGUUAAAACACAUCGUACAUGAGCCUUUGAUCUAUCAUCACUGUGAAAAGACUUUCACAAGAAAAGCACGCCUCAAGACUCAUUAGAAUUCACACUGGACAGAAACCUUUAACGUGAACAAUGUGGAAAGACUUUCAGACAGAAAACAACACUUUAUAUACCCACAUUAGAGUUCACACCACAGAGCAGUGUUGUAGU